Molecule: messenger RNA, 1353 nt
Organism: Postia placenta MAD-698-R-SB12
Lineage: Eukaryota; Fungi; Basidiomycota; Agaricomycetes; Polyporales; Adustoporiaceae
Exons: 2
Source: RefSeq, a predicted model, not a curated record
AUGAACCGCGUCCUAGUUAAGUCCCCCCUAUCGAAUCGUGUCCUUUCCUUCUACGAUACAUCGAAGAGCUCUGCCGAGCUUCGAUCAUCGCUAACUUUCCACAGCCUCCGAGUAGCUUCGACGACGUGUCGAAGCCACCUCGUACCUUCCCUAGUGUCGUAUCAUUUCUGGAGCCCACCGCGAGGGGAUUUCAGGCAAGAAUUCGCCGCUUUCGGGUUUCCGAAAACGUCUCCAGUACUCACCCGCUCGCAAGCGCGUGAGGCUGCUAGUCGCAGCGCCGCCGAGAACCUCGACAGCUCCUCUCGAACGCACUCAACUCCCUCUCCGACAAUUCCCGGUAACUUCGACCGCGACGAAGAAGACGAGAUAGACCAAGAACUCCAGGACGACUUCGACGAAGAACCGAUCCCUUCGACCGCCGAAGAACGCACGUCGUCCCCCGAGCUUCUAGGCCUCACUACUUCCGACUACGACAUUUCGACUCCUGAUCUUUUCGAACGAUCCAGUUCUUCGCCCGAACCCGAGUAUCCUAUCCCAUCUACUUCGAAUCUCGUACUUCCGACUCCAUCUUCUUUUCGCGUCCACGCUCAGCCGCCCAUCGCAUCCUCUUCGCGACUUUCAGUCAUACCUACAUCCGACCUGGCACCUCCGCCACCAUUAGCACCUUCGAACGCAGUUUCGAACUCCAACCUCGCACCGCCCGCACCUACGAUUCCUUCAACUACUACCUCGUCCUCUUCGAGUCCAGCUCCUACUACCACUACAAACAUGAGUCAGAACACGAAUACACCAUUGAUGCCCCCGCGCGGUCAUUCGACAGCACCGAGCUUCGACCCAUCAGAAGUCCGUUCGCUUCGGCGUUACUUCCAGGACCUCGAAGCAUUGUUCACCCGGUGUCAGAUCACCGACGAAGCAGCCAAGAAACAGUGGGCCAUUCGGUAUCCUUCGAUCGACGUCGCCGACUUGUGGGAAACCAUCGAGUCCUUCAUCGACGUAGCCAAGAGCUACAACGACUGGAAAGCCGACGUACGAGCACUCUAUCCUGGCGCCGACGAUACAAGAAAGUGGUCGCUGGCGGACAUGGAUCAGCUCAUCGGAGAACGCGCUCGUAUCGGGAUUCACAACGCGGCAGACCUAGGCUGCUACUACCGCGACUUCAUGGCCAUUACAAAACAUCUCAUCGCACAGCACCGGCUCUCCACUAUCGAACAAAGUCGCGCUUUUCUUCGAGGUUUCCAGCCAGCGUUGCUCACACGGCUCGAGACCCGACUGCAUCUCAAGCACCCCGACCACUACGCCGACGACCCAUACACCAUGGCAGAGAUUCACGCGGCGGCUACGUUCAUCUUACAC